UGAGAGACAGAGCAUCACAAAAGGAGGGCAGUAGCGCGCAGCGCGGGACGUGUGUGUUGAUGAUGAUGAUGAUGUGACGCGAAGAAUCAAAGACAUGUCCUAGAUCUGCUCUCCCUGCAAUAUGUCCCGAGUUGGUCUGUGACUGAAGCCUCCUGCCUCAGUACAUUACGUCUAUUUUUGGGUGUAUUUCAUUAUUUGCAUUACUGUACCUGAAUAAGAAACACAGAUAGAGGAAAACCCAAUCCGGACAGUGUCGCCCUGUCACCGUGCGUAUAAUGGAGACUCGUUUUUUUUAUGACCGUGUGGUGAAAUAAUAGCCGACCUAUGUAGCCGUUAAUUCUAUUGACGAUCUAUUAUUUUUUUUAAAUGGAUGAUUGUGUCAGGGUUCUUAGUUCGUUCUGUCAAUAACGCAUCGGUAAUAACUCAUGCCAUGUCCCAUUACCGGAUAGCCCCUCUGGUCUAGAGGUAGCUUUUAUACUGCUUCAUAGGCAUACUUCCUUAAUACUGCUAUAUGAGUGAUGGCAAUGCCAGUAGUAGAAUCUGACAGUAGCAGUGGUGUAGCACAUCUACGGAACAGUAGCAGUAACAGCACCAGCGUUCGCGACAAAACCUCCAGGGCACCGGAGCGCAAUGGUUAUGUGAAAACAAGUUUCAUCCAGCCACUGCCCGACAGUCGAGAUCGAGAUGGUGAUUGCUCAUAUGGGUCGUGCAUGGUGAGGCUCGUAUUCAAGAUAUGGAGUUCCCAAAGACUCCGGCGUGUAGUAUGUGUGGGCUCACUGUCUGUUUUUCUCGCUCUGGUGGUUAAAUUAGCCGACUGGAGGACUGAGCUCAGUAGCAGUGGUAACAAUAACAGCAGGCUGCACUCCAGCUCUCCUGUUCAUUUCGUGUCAGGCUACGCAGGGGAGUUGUUGCUAACUCUCUGGCAUCUGAUCUCGCCUGUAUUUACCCUCGUAUGUGCCUUCUUUUGGGUGGGUUUGUAUUUGAUCCGCUGCGGAGUGCUUAUCCAAACCGCCCUUUUCCUCCUCACUCUUUGCCACCUGGGAGAGACAGCGGCGUGGGCUCUCGUGCACGGCGGGACUUGGACGGAUGAACAACAGCCGUUUUCCUUCAGCACGUCAGCGGCCGCGGUCGUGCUCGCCUGCCUGGCAACCGGCACACUCAUGGUAGCGCGGCUCAAGCACGGCAUCUCGGUCAUAGUGUUCGUAAGCGUCGUUCGGACUAUCUCGCUCAUCUCGCUGCACAAAGUCCGGGCCACUUGGAGACCUUACGUGGCGUACCUGGUGGGAGUGUUGGGCAUCCUACUGGCGAGGUAUGCUGAUAGUCUACUUCCGAACCAAGGGAUACCCAGGGAGGGCUGUACCCCCUCUGUGACUGGGGCGAGGGAAGGGGACGAGACCUCUGUGUUUAAAAGCCGAAGGAGGUCCAGUUCUGUGAUCUCCACAGACAUGGCACACAGUCAGUCCAACAGCAAGUCACACAGGAGGACCUCGCUGCCAUGUAUUCAGAGGGACCAGAUGCCAGAAUGGGACAACAAGAGAAGCUCAAGAGGAUCUCAGUCGUUGGGCACCAGUGUGGUGGUGGAUAUAGCUGUGAUGGGCGAGGCCCACGGUCUGAUCUCAGACCUGCUGGCGGACCCCUCGCUGCCCCCCAACACCUUCACCUCCCUCCGUGCCGUCAGCAGCCUGCUCACCACUCAGCUCAACUUCCAGCCCCUGCACCGUCCGCGCCUCGCUCCCCUGGGCGUCAACCUGGGAGACGCCUACAUCUGCUCCGACUCAGAGGAGGGAUCUGAGAAGAUAGGGGAGAGGACCAAUACCUUGCCUAAGCGUCUGCGGCGUAGCCUGCACCCGGGGCUGUUGAGGAGGACCUCUUCUACAUGGACCACCACCACCUCAGCAACGGGCCUGCCCACCAUCGAACCCGGACCAGUACGCAGGGCCAGCAUCAGCAUCAAACCCUUCCACGAACCGCUCGUCUGCAGCUGUGGGAGACCGUACAUAAAGCUGAGCCAUGGGGAGGGAUCCAUGGACAAAGGGGACAGGAUCCACCGGACAGAGGAUCAGGUGGUGGCAUCGUCAGACUACGACAGUACCCACGAGGCCAACCACAGCGACAGCAGCGACGUAGCGCCGACAGAGGAGGGGGACGCAGAAGGGGGCAAAAACACCCCCCAAAUGCUCAUCAUGCUACCUGCAGAGGAAAAGCCCCAGCUGGCCCCGGAGCCAUUAGUGAUGGAGGACUUGGAGCCCCUAAUGAGCCACCUCAACCAAUGGAACUUCCCCAUCUUCAGCUUGAUGGAGAAGACCCAGGGCAAAUGUGGCCGCAUUCUCAGCCAGGUGAGACCAGCUACUGUACAGCCUAGUCAGGUCUCUCACAGGCUUUUUGAAGACACAGGCCUAUUUGAGACCUUCAAGAUCCCGGUUCACGAAUUCAUGAACUACUUCCAUGCUUUGGAGAAUGGCUACAGAGACAUACCAUAUCACAACAGAAUCCACGCUACAGACGUUCUCCAUGCUGUCUGGUACCUCACUACCCAGGCCGUACCAGGUCUGCCCAGCCUCAUCACUGACCAUUGCUCUGCCAGCGACUCAGACUCUGACAGUGGCAUCACACACAGUCACAUGGGCUACCUGGUGUCGAAGACCUACAGCGUGUCGGAGGAUGGGUAUGGUUGCCUGUCGGGGCUCAUCCCAGCCCUGGAGCUCAUGGCUCUCUACGUAGCAGCAGCCAUGCAUGACUACGACCACCCUGGCAGGACUAACGCCUUCCUGGUGGCCACAAGUGCACCACAGGCAGUGUUGUAUAACGACAGGUCGGUGCUCGAGAACCACCACGCCGCCUCUGCCUGGAAUCUGUUCAUGUCCCGUCCGGAGUAUAACUUCCUCGUCAACCUGGACCACGUGGAGUUCAAACGCUUUCGCUUCCUGGUCAUCGAGGCCAUUCUUGCCACUGACCUCAAGAAACACUUUGACUUCCUGGCAGAGUUCAAUGCCAAGGUAGGUGAUGACGUGACGAGGGGUAUUGAUUGGUCCAAUGAGAAUGACAGACUGCUGGUGUGUCAGAUGUGCAUCAAGCUAGCUGACAUCAAUGGCCCACUGAAACACAAGGACCUGCACCUACAGUGGACCAAGGGCAUCGUCGAUGAGUUCUACGAACAGGGUGACGAGGAGUCCAGCCAAGGCCUUCCCAUCAGCCCCUUCAUGGACCGCUCUGCUCCUCAGCUGGCUAAGCUCCAGGAGUCCUUCAUCACCCACAUCGUAGGACCGCUCUGUAACUCAUACGACUCCGCAGCACUCAUGCCCGGACGUUGGGUGGAGCCUAACCCUGAGGAGGAGGAGCACAGGGAAGAUGAAGAGGAGGAUACGACAGAGGAUGAAGAUGGGUCUACUAGCUCAGAGGCAUCGCAGAAAGGCAAAGCAGCUCCCAAGAAGAGGAGGAAAGUGUUCUGUCAGAUCACCCAGCACCUGAUGGACAACCACGAGAUGUGGAAGAAGGUGAUCGCAGAGGAAACCCCCAAGCAAAACAAUGUAGCUGAGCCAAUCCUAUCCAUCCACGAGGAGGAGGAGGAGCCAGGGAGCAGGGAGGAUGUAGUGGAGGGGGAGGAGCCAGAAGAGGAAGGGGAGGUGCCAGAGGAGGAAAUAGACGAGGAGUGGCCAGCGCCCCCGCAGGACGAGUCUGAACCUGCAGAAGAGGCUGGGCCAGAGUGAGGGCCCCAAAGGCUCGUGGCGAGUGCUAUUCGGGAUCCUUGGGAUAUUGCUACCCUAAACCUUAACCCCUACCCUAAACUUAACCAUAACACUUACCUAACCUUAACCCCUUACCUAAACCAUUUUAAAUGUAAACUUAAAUGGGGUAGGAAUGUCCCAAGGAUCCCAGAUAGCAAGGACCAAAGGUUCUUGGGAAUGAAAUAAAGCAGCCGCUAUCCCGAGGCAGAACAUGAAAUUAGUUUUUCUAUCCUAUUGACAAACAGGCUGACUGAUUUUUUUUGUUUUUGCCAGCACAUUCACUUAGACACAACACUGUAGAAGUUUGGGACAUUGUGCCUAAUGAAAAUGUAACACAGGGUGGGAGAUAUUUACUUGUGUUUUACACAUUUUAUAUAUAAAAACACAGAAUACAAGUCAGGUUCAGAAACAUCGGUCAAUCAUUCUCUUGAGUAACUUUCCAUUAUUACAAUAACCUACAGGAUCAUCUACUGGACGUAACAAACUGGUGUAAUAGUUCACGAAAUACACAGACUCUUUUUGCUACCGUCAAGAGUGGAUUGAGACUUGGUCGUGAAGACCUCAAACCCAUUGUGUAAACAACGGACUGCAGAGACUGCCGCCAAUUUAUAUAUAAGAAAUAUUUUCUAAAAUGCAAUUAUACUUAAACAUCACAUGCACCUGUACUCAUGUGUUUUGUUUAGGGGGGGUAUUUUAAGUAUUUUCUCUGGGUCUGAUAAAUCUCAGUAAUAUGGUUCUAUUUUUACUAUGUGGAUUGAGAAGGGAAAAAUUAGACUGAACAGCUUCAUACAAAUCUACAUUUUCCAUCUUUAUUAAUGUUCUUUAAUUGAUUCCACAUUGCAUCUCACACCUAUAAUCUGUAAGCACACGACCGCAGGCAUGCCCUCUAGGUAUCUUCUGGUUUUACUGACGAACUGAAACGGUCGGUAUAGCCCACCCUUUUAAUAUAGGCCCCUCUAGGAUCUAUAACAUCGGCAGAACCAUCAGCUGGUAACUUUUCUCAUGUCAUGGUACUCCAGGUGAACAGACCAUAUUUUACUUCCGCCUUCAGCCUUUUUGACCAAUGGCUUGGUUCAGAGGAAGUUGGAACACACAACAGGGUCUUUUUUGACCAAUGGCUUGGUUCAGAGGAAGUUGGAACACACUACAGGGUCUUUUUUGACCAAUGGCUUGGUUCAGAGGAAGUUGGAACACACUACAGGGUCUUUUUUGACCAAUGGCUUGGUUCAGAGGAAGUUGGAACACACAACAGGGUCUUUUUUGACCAAUGGCUUGGUUCAGAGGAAGUUGGAACACACAACAGGGUCUUUUUUGACCAAUGGCUUGGUUCAGAGGAAGUUGGAACACACAACAGGGUCUUUUUUGACCAAUGGCUUGGUUCAGAGGAAGUUGGAACACACAACAGGGUCUUUUUUGACCAAUGGCUUGGUUCAGAGGAAGUUGGAACACACAACAGGGUCUUUUUUGACCAAUGGCUUGGUUCAGAGGAAGUUGGAACACACUAAAAGGAGAGGAGGAGAGGAGUCAGAAAAAGACAUGCUAGUACUUUAGGUCUCAUGAGUGUUUCUCUAAUACAGUUAAUUGAAAACAGGCCUAGUGUGUAAGAUAAUGAGGUCCUAUGACUCUAAGGCAUAGUUCCUCAACCUAACUCAAAGACAGGAUUCUUCCUCCACUACCAGAUAAGCUGACGACAUAGAUCACCAGGAGACAAUAUACUGUUUUUACUACUUAUUGACUAUUGAUUCUUGUUUCAGUAACCCCUCCCCUUUCCAAUAGACACAAAAAGUUAAUUUUAGUUUGCCUUUAUUUAACCAGGUAAGUCAUUGAGAACACAUUCUCUUUUUACAAUAAUGACCGGACAGGUACAUGGUAACACAGGAUCGCACGCACGCACGCACGCACGCACGCACACGCACACACACACACACACACACACACACACACACACACACACACACACACACACACACACACACACACACACACACACACACACACAGUAUACAAUCUCUAAGCCAUACAAGGAGGAACCAUUUACUGUGAGGUGAUUUUAAGGGAGCGGGCAGAGUAGCCCAUAAUGGCCCUAGCUUUGACAGCUAGUUCCCAUCCUAAAUGGCUCCCUAUUCCCUAUAUAGUGCACUACUUUAGAUCAGAGCCCUAUAGAACCCUAUUCCCUAUAUAGUGCACUACUUUAGACCAAGGCCCUAUAGAACCCUAUUCCCUAUAUAUAGUGCACUACUUUUGACCGGAGCGAGCCCCUCCCCUACAGAGCCCCUCUAUUAACAUGUGAACACACACCGUAAAUAACAGUAAACACAACAGAUCAAUGUGUACUGCUGCCAAACACUAUACUACUAUAAACACUGUGUAUACUUACGGGGGUGAACUGGGUAAGGUGAAUUAAUAGCCUAUGCUCCUUGUACAUUUUGGAUUUCGUCACCUCUCAUCCCAAAUUUGACAUUGUUCUUUUACAUGAUCUUUCUCAAUCAGGUUUUUAAUAAAUCUUCCAGUUGAAAAUAGAAGAUUAUUGAUGUGAUGACUCGUUUAGUGCGUUGCAUCGAUAACAUUCUCAGUACAGUAUAUGGGAUAAGCUACAUAGUUGUAGUGGUUAGCGACACUUUAUGUAUGCUAUAUAAAGCCUUUAUAGGUUGUAAGUUGUAAAGGACCUUUUUUUAAACAUUUUUUUU
This is a messenger RNA of Oncorhynchus keta (chum salmon), 6412 nucleotides long. Its product is annotated as cGMP-inhibited 3',5'-cyclic phosphodiesterase 3A-like. The transcript has 15 exons. Gene Ontology annotation, cellular component: cytosol. Gene Ontology annotation, biological process: oocyte maturation; positive regulation of oocyte development. The record is from RefSeq and is a predicted model, not a curated record. Gene Ontology annotation, molecular function: 3',5'-cyclic-AMP phosphodiesterase activity. NCBI's taxonomy places the organism in Eukaryota, Metazoa, Chordata, Actinopteri, Salmoniformes, Salmonidae. The coding region runs from base 519 to 3707 and encodes 1062 amino acids.